AUGCCGCAUCGACAAGGAGGGUUUCGAUUCGCCGCGAAAAAAGUGUUCUUGACUUAUCCAGCGUUGUGCAAUGGCAAAAAAGGAUGUUCUGAAGGAGUUGUCUUUGAAGGAGGUAACCGUACGAAUGCUGUCAAGGACUCGAGACGUCUAGUUGAUUUGCUGGACUCUCGAAUCCUUGAAAUCACAAACGAUUCGAGGCAGAUUAUGCGUUCUAUUAGAUCAGAGUGGCUUCAAGAAUUACCAAAUAUUUAG
Messenger RNA from Paraglomus brasilianum, 252 nucleotides. Lineage: Eukaryota; Fungi; Glomeromycota; Glomeromycetes; Paraglomerales; Paraglomeraceae. The record is from the annotation of a GenBank genome assembly.